CGUCAGUGGGGGUACUUUCAGCCAUGGGAAUCUAGCCACAACCGGGAAGGGUCGUAGGACGGGGAGAAAAGGGAAAACAAAGAUAUUUGUUUAGGAUUAAAGUUAAAACGCAGUGAACUCAUAUAUGUAAACUUGUUGGACUGUGUCCGAUUUUGACUUAAAGGGAGUAGGGAGUUGGAACGUUCUUAGCGCCCAUGUUGUUCCGCUUAGGGAGAGCCGGAGACAAGAGCAGCAGCAACCGAUGCGAGGACCUUGAUCUCAAGAUCGCUGGGUGGUCCAUAAGUUUGGGAGGUCCAUAAGCUUGGGAAGGUGUGUGGAUUGCAUAGACUAGUAAGUAGGUGCUUUCCCAGAAGAUACUUUGCUGGCUGGAAUGUUGAAGGCAUUUUUGAGAAGGUUGAAACAGAAGUGGAGGUUUUUGGCACCACACAUUGCACAGCAGAUGAGACAUCUUAAAGUAAAGUAAGCCUCUCCACUAUUGAGAGGUGCCUGCAUCAUGACUAUGAGAUCUACUGUGUUCAAACCUGGUGCUUUUACUCUUGAUGGCGAGCUUCACCCAGAGAAGUACGAGUUUGAAAAGCUGAUAAAACAAGAGACUGCCGCAGGUGAUCUUGUACUUGAGAAUCAUGAUGGCACAGUUACAGGAUUUUUGGGAGCUGGCAGUCUUGCAAUAAACAAUAUGAGUCCAUGCCAGAAGAACAGGAAGGUCAACAAUUCAAGCAAAGUGAGGAUUCCUCAUAUCUGGGCAGAGACCAAAACUCAGAUUGCAUGUACAGCAGUUGCCUCCGGGCCAGAGGAAAACUGGAACAACUUAGGGGUUCCAUCUUCACCUAGUAAACAAAUGAAUUCUGACAGUAACUUCAGCAUAAAUAAAACUCAGACACUUUUAGGGCAGACUGAAAUUAUGGGGAGAUUUGGAUCCCAAGUUACUGUUUCUAAUGCAAAAGACUUCGUAGAGGGAGACAGUGAUACAGUAGUGGACAGUUCUACAUUAGAACUGAGUAUGGAGAACAAAUGGAAGAAUGUAAAGAGAAACCCGAGUCACAGUCCCAGCCAGACAGCCUGCCUGAAACAACUCUUGCUGCUACAGUUGGAUCUGAUUGAGCAGCAGCAGCAGCAACUGCAAGCUAAAGAAAAAGAAAUUGAUGAAUUGAAGGCUGAGAAAGAAACGCUCCUGGCACGGUUGGAACGUAUGGAGAGGAGGCUGCAGCUGGUGAAGAAGGAUAGUGAGAGAGACAGAUACAGAAUAUUUCAAAGUCCUGAGGUUGAAGAAAAAAAAAUGACUGAACCUCACGAGAAGUUGUUUAUAGAGCAUCAGGAGGCAACAGUAGAAAGUCCUCCAGCUGGGACCCCUAAAACCUUUUCACACGGAAAGGCAAUGAAAGGACAUAAAAGGAAAUCAGCAUUUGGAUGUGUUGAGAAAAAAACUCCGGUAAAAAAGCUUGUGACUGAAUUUUCUAAAUUGAGAACAAAACCCCCAAAACAUUCUGUACCUAAAGAACCCUGCAGGCCUGUAUCAGAAACCACCUGUAAGCGUGAACUAAGGAGUAAAGAAACACCUGAAAUUUGCGUUUCUCAGAUGGACACACCUGUAAAAGCCGAUGCUUUCCAAAAGGGGCCUGCUGAGCAUAUAAAAGACAAAGACUGCCCUAGUGAAACACUAGAUUUGCCCUACCUUUCUACCACAGAUAUGUACCUUUGCCGGUGGCACAAACCUCCACCUUCACCACUCCGAGAACUUUCACCCAGAAAGGAGGAAACUGUAGCAAUUCCUUCUUGGCGGGCGCAUCCUAUAGAACCACUAGAAGAUCUAAGCACAUUGGAAGUAGUAGAGAAUUUAGAUGACAGUGUAUUUGCUAAACGGCAUGCAAAGCUUGAACUAGAUGAGAAGAGAAGAAAACGGUGGGAUAUUCAGCGAAUCCGAGAGCAGAGAAUAUUGCAGCGACUACAACUGCGAAUGUAUAAGAAGAAGGGUAUUCAGGAAUCUGAGCCUGAUAUUACCUCAUUUUUUCCAGAUCCUGAUGAUGUUGAAUCUGUGGUGAUUACUCCUUUCCUGCCUGUUGUAGCUUUUGGAUGUCCAUUACCAAAAAUAACUCAGCAAAACUUUGAACUGCCCUGGUUGGAUGAACGAAGUCGUUGUAGAAUAGAGAUGCAAAAGAAACAGACACCUCAUCGAACUUGUAGAAAGUAGCUGAUCAGGCAUAUGCUGAAAAAGAGUGGCAUCAUUGCUGAUGGUACAAGCCACAUCAGCUUGUGUCAUAGAACUUCUUAUAUGGUGUGAUCACUCAAGUCCUGUGCUUCUUUGUCUGUUCUCUGGGUAAACAGUUGCAAAUGACAUUAUUUUUACUGUAUAUUUGUCUUUGCUGCCAGAAUCGCUGCAACUGUCUGACUGCACGUGGUAUAAUGAUAGUUAAUUCUCAGAAGUAAUUCUGGAGUGGCAGGGCCGAGACGUUGAAGGACACCUUCAGCCUGUGAUAAUUGACAACAAUAACACACUUUAUCCACUGCUCUGGCUGAGAAUUGUGCUGUAUAGACACCAAUUUUUCCUCUUUGGCCUGGGCUGAUGUGCCUUUUAAUGAGCGCAAGUUAAAUAAUUAGCACUUUUGUGUAGUGAAGGGAGAAAAGAAAGAACAGCUCCUUACCUUUUUUUAUAAAAGUUGCAGUUAAAAGCAUUCACUUGGCUGAAACCUCAGAAUAUUUUUAUGUAUUGAUUGUGCAGAUUCAUACAUGGUGGUUUUUAUUAGUAAGAGCUUCAUAUGCAUUGGGCAAGACAGUGAAUAAGUAUGGCCUAAAGACCUGUGAGUCAAGCUUUCAGGUUGUGCGUGACCUUAAUUGUACAGGUGUUGCAGUCUCUGUUUUUGGCCCCCCCCCCCUUUUUUUUUUCAGACCUUCUUUGGGAUCAGGUAUGGUGCUGCUGCAUUUUAUCUUUGAAGGGAUACUGCUUAGUUCCAAAAGCCUGCUGUCCUGCUUUUCUUUCUUUCCUUUAGAUUUUUGGAAGAUGCAGCUUGACUUACAACUGUGUAAAGUCUUUUGUAAAACAGUCGAGUUAGAGACCGCCUUCGGAUGGUUUUCCCUUAUGGUGGCUGAUGCAGCUGUUUCAUAGAUGGGAUUUAAAUAUAGGGGGAGGUCUUUCCCAUUGAUGAUGGUCUUGACCAUUUUAGUGGUAGGAAACAUACGUCUUUCUUGGGUCAUCUUUAGUGUUGGGAUGAUACCAGAUUGCAGUGUUAAAAUUAACAAUAGGAGGUGUAUGUUCAUGGGUUACGCUCAAUGUAUGAUUAAAAGAUUCUUUGAGAUUUUCAUAAAAGAGAUUUUCAUAAAAUCUUUCAUCAGUGAACUGAAUGUUUGUAGCCAUUGCCAUUUUUCAAUUCCUGUGUAACUUUAUUUAAUAUACAGCGCCCUGACAAAGCUACAUCAUUUUUUCUGUAACGUACUGCAUGCUUAUUUACAGUUUGUAUUGAUGUAUGCCAGUUUCACAUUUGCGUAAACCUCCUUAGCAUUUCUUACCACUGCUAAAAGUGAUGCUUACACCAGACAGUGGCAGGUGGCUGUUUUUUUCUGUAUUUUAUUGCAGUCCUAAUGAAUUCAAGGAGCACCCCCCCCCCCCAAUUAUAUGCAAAAAUAUUUAUAGUAAUGUAGGUUUAGAUCAAACCAAAUGACAGUCUGCCACUAUCACAUUUGCAGCACAGAUUAAAUGUUGGGAUAGUAGUGAAUUUAGAAUUGCUAUGUAUGCAGCUCAAAAGAAAAGAAAUGUGUACCCUAUGUUUAGUUGAGUAUAAAUGUGUGUGCUGCAGGAAAUGAAGAUGGCAGGGUUGUCUACGCAUUGUGUCUGUGGAAGAUUGCAGCUGCUACACCUGGGUGUUAAAAUACAGUCACGAUUGAUCCCUUUAAGUUCAUUUGCUGGCUUGAGUAAGGUCAAGAUUGAUGUGCCUUUUAGUUGCUGCCUUGCAGUGGAUUAUACUGUUUAUUAAAAAGAAAGCAGAGCAUUAUGGUAUCACGUUUAUAUGUUUGAAUAAAACAGACCAUUAAGAAAUUACAUGUAUGCAGAGCAUUAUAGCUAGGUUACAACUGAGAAUGGACAUAAAUUUCUGGUUUUGCUAAUGCUGCUUUUAAAUUAAGACUGGUAAAAUUAGUAAAGGUGCAUUCUGCUCGAGAGCAUCAUUUUUAUCCUAUACAUAAAAUAUAACAUGGAAAAAAGUAUUUUGAGUGCUCGUACAGUAAAAACGAGUGGCUCAAAACAUUAAAAAUAGUAUAUAUAGUAUACAGGUGGAUUAGGAAGUUAACAAAACAGGAGCCACGUUUGGUGCUUCCUUUACCUGUUGAACUCAGUUAUGCCACUUUACUCAGGUGUAUAUUAUGUGUAAAUCACACUUCUGAGAUGCAUCAUUUAAAUAAAGUAAACUGUUCUGCUGUCACUCGAGAACUACCUAUUCCCUUAGCUAAGUAAAAUCACACUUAAGGUUUUCUGAGAGAGACAUUUCUUGUCAUUCAUCAGCAUGUUCUUUUGCAGCCCAUCUGCCUAUAUUUUCUGCAUUCUAAAAGUCCACAUUCAUCAUCGUAAUUAAAGAGUGGGCAUUAUCUGAACUUGGAAAUCUUGUCCCCAGAGCUUCAAACACCUUUUGUUUUUGUGGUGUGACAGGAUGUUGAGCCACCUUUGCAUCUGGGAUCUGUACUAGGUUAGCUUAAGCAGAAAUCAGAAGGCCAUUCUGUAUGUCAGUAAUAUCACGCACUAACAUCACUAUUUCAGGGCAGUGGUUGGUUGAUGCUUAUGGUCUACUAGCAAGCAACAGACCCUUUGUAAGCUACUUUGCUGUAGCUUGGUCAGAAAUGAUUCUGGAAUCCAAACAUAAAACGUUCAUAAGUUUACCAUUCACUGAGCCUUCGAGAAGUAAGAAUAUCUGGGGCUUUAUACCUAUUGUUUUUUCAGAUGGUAGCUGUUGAAAACAUACUUUUUAUACUACUUAGUUCAUUUUCAUUAUUAGUUUCAUGGUAAUUGUAUUUGGAGCUCAGAACCUUCUAAGCUUCCACACUGGCUAUCUAGAGCAAUUCUUUUCAUCUUCAUCAUUGAUCUUUGUAGCUGAACAGCAGACUUCUACUUGGUAAGUUUUGUCUCACCAGAUAUGAAGAUGGCUAGCUUUCUUAGCCAUAUCAUGUGUCCUUAUGCAGAAAUGGUUUACAUUUAAAUGGCAGCAGUGAUUGCAGAAACUGCAUUUUAAUCCAUAAAAUGGUUAGCUGCAAACCAGAACUUGACACCCCCCCUACACACACACACACAAAUAUAUAUAU
This is a messenger RNA of Protopterus annectens (West African lungfish), 5280 nucleotides long. It is a transcript of the gene MSL1, whose product is annotated as MSL complex subunit 1. The transcript has 11 exons. Lineage: Eukaryota; Metazoa; Chordata; Ceratodontiformes; Protopteridae. The record is from RefSeq and is a predicted model, not a curated record. Gene Ontology annotation, cellular component: MSL complex. Bases 494 to 2188 code for a protein of 564 amino acids.